GCCUUUGUUGCAGAAACUGUUGGUAGCUAUGAAACAAUGGAUCUCUUCAGACACACCACUGAACUCAGCAUGCAUACGGAAGGUGCAAAAGGCUAUGCCUACUGGGUGUGCUCAACCUUACAAGAUAAAACCAACAGAAAUACUGAACUAUAUAAGUACAACAUCCUUCAGAUGAAUGCUAUUCCAACAGCACAAGUUGCUUUAACUAAGUAUACAGAAAGAAUCCAGAAUGAUGCAUGUGCUUUCACAAUGCUUGGUUAUUUGAAUGAAUAUCUUCAGCUGAAAAAACAGGCAGCAGAUACAUAUCAAAGUUCUAUAUUACAGGAGCCUAACAUGGAAAGCCUGCAAGCCUUAUGCAGUUUAGGGCUGAUCAAGCAGGAUGCCACACUUGCAACCGCAGCACUUAAAGAACUGUUAAAGCACCCAGGGAAAAAAGACAAUGUUUAUAAGAGGUGCCUUCUUGCAUCUGCUGUCUAUGCAUUACAAGGCAGACAUCUGGCUGUUCAAAGACAAGUUUCUAAAGCUGUCCACAGCAACCCCGAUAACCCUGCCCUCUGGUCCCUGCUGUCAAGACUGGUCCCUCGGUACGUGCCACAAAAUGCCAAGGGUGGAGCUGUGGCAGGAAAUAUUGCUUGUAUUCUUGAUCUAAAUCAUGGGAAGAAAGCCUUGCUGAAUACCGCAGUUAAUCAACUGGCCACAGGAUGUCACAAAGCUGAAAACAAAAAGAAUAUUCUAAAAGCAGUUCAUCUUUCUCCAG
Messenger RNA from Thamnophis sirtalis, 757 nucleotides. The record is from RefSeq and is a predicted model, not a curated record. NCBI's taxonomy places the organism in Eukaryota, Metazoa, Chordata, Lepidosauria, Squamata, Natricidae.